UUUAGUAUCAGUAGAAUCACUGAGCUGAUGAGAAAAACUGCUGCAGAUCAGUAAGUAAAAAAACUGGUGUAUUGCUUCUGUUUGGACACAUCAACAGGAGUAAGAAGAACUUGAGACAUUCAGUAUUGUGAAGUGAAAUGGCUCAGAGAAGAAAUAAGAUUGAUUCAGGUAAAUAUUGUUGUUCCAUCUGUUUGGAUCUACUGAAGGAUCCGGUGACUAUUCCCUGUGGACACAGUUACUGUAUGAACUGCAUAAAACGCUACUGGGAUGAAGAUCAGAGGAGAAUCCACAGCUGCCCUCAGUGCAGGAAAGAGUUCAUUCCAAAACCUGCUCUGGAGAAAAAUGUGAUGUUAGCUGAUUUAGUGGAGGAUCUGAAGAAGACUGGACUCCAAGCUGCUCCAGCUGAUCACUGCUAUGCUGGACCUGAAGAUGUGGCCUGUGAUGUCUGCAGUGGGAGGAAGAUGAAAGCUGUCAAGUCCUGUUUAUCAUGUCCAGCUUCCUACUGUGAGAAUCACCUCCAACCUCACUAUGAUGUCCCUGGACUAAAGAAACACAAGCUGUUGGAUCCCAGCAAGAAUCUCCAGCAGAACUUCUGCUCUCAUCAUGAUGAGGUGAUGAAGAUCUUCUGUCGUACUGAUCAGCAGUGUAUCUGUUAUCUCUGCACUAUGGAUGAACAUAAAGACCAUGAAACAGUCCCAGCUGCAGCAGAAAGAGCUGAGAAGCAGAAGAAGCUCCAGGAGAGUCGACAACAAAUCCAUCAGAGAAUCCAGGACCAAGAGAAAGAUGUGAAGCUGCUUCAACAGGAGGUGGAGGCCAUCAAUGUCUCUGCUGAUAAAGCAGUGGAGGACAGUGAGAAGAUCUUCACUGAGCUGAUCCGUCUCCUCCAGAAAAGAAGCUCUGAUGUGAAGCAGCAGAUCAGAUCCCAGCAGGAAACUGAAGUGAGUCGAGUCAAAGAUGUUCAGGAGAAGCUGGAGCAGGAGAUCACUGAGCUGAAGAGGAAAGACGCUGAGCUGGAGCAGCUCUCACACACAGAGGAUCACAACCAGUUUCUCCUCAACUACCCCUCACUGCCAGCACUCAGUGAGUCUAAAGGCUCAUCCAGCAUCAACAUCCGUCCUCUGAGACACUUUGAGGACGUGACAGCAGCUGUGUCACAGCUUAGAGACAUAAUGCAGGACGUCCUGAGAGAAACAUGGAGAAACAUCUCACUGGCAUUUACUGACGUUGAUGUUCUACUGUCAAGACCAGAACCAAAGACCAGAGCUGAAUUCUUACAAUAUUCAACAGAAAUCAGUCUGGAUCCAAAUACAGCUCACAGGUAUUUGUUAUUUUCUGAGGGGAACAGAAAAGUCACAGUAGUGGACGAAGUACAGCCUUAUCCUGAUCUUCCUGACAGAUUUGAUUAUUGGUAUCAGGUCCUGAGCAUAAAAAGUCUUCCUGAACGUUGUUACUGGGAGGUGAAAAUGAGAGAAGAAGUGUAUGUAGCAGUUUCAUACAAGUAUAUGGGCAGAGACGAUUAUUCAGAUGCUUGUCUGUUUGGAUACAAUGACCUAUCUUGGGCAUUCUAUCGUGACAUAAACAGUUGUGAAUUUUCUCAUAAAGCACUUCAAACUCCAGUACCAGGUCCAGUUUCCUCCAGAAUAGGAGUGUAUCUGGAUUCCAGAGCAGGUAUUCUGUGUUUCUACAGAGUCUCUAAAACCAUGAGUCUCCUCCACAGAGUCCAGACCAGAUUCACUCAGCCUCUGUAUGCUGGAGUUGGAUUUGUCCAGAUCACCCAUCAUGCUGGACCCUCUGCUGAGUUGAUUAAGCUGAAAUAGUCAGCGGUGAUCUGAGUUCCCUUUGAUUAAUACGUGCAUUCUAGUUUCAGUCUCUUCCGUCUCCAUCAUUGUGGCUGAGAGUUCAUUGUUAUCAUUUCUUAACUGCUCAGAGAUCAGCUGCUUUGUCAUCUCGUAUGCCGAUGAUGGCGUUUGUUUGGUGCUGCCCCUUCGUGUUUCUGUUCUGCCAUGGAGACUACCAGGAGGAUUUUGAUUCACAUGAACUAGUUUCAUUUAUUGCUUUGUCAGUCCAAAUGAUGUGCAAAUCCAUGUAUAGAUGAGUUGAUAGAAACUGUAAAUAUUAUGUUUAUCAUCAUCAGUCAAUAUUUAAUUGCACAAAUAUCAGAUUCUGGGUUAAACUGGUUGUAAUUAAUCAGCCUCUGGAAUGCACAUUAGUGGACCAACAACAGUCUUAUCCUGAUCAUCCAGACAGAUUCACUGGUUGCUAUGAAGUCCUGAGUAGAGUCUGACUGGGUGUUGUUACUGGGAGGUAACAAAAUACUGAGCUAUGAUACAGGUGAGAAUAAAAGAUACCUUUCAAUAGAUUAUGUACAUUUUCAGUGUCUUUCAAAACUAAAAACUUCAACAGUAUUUCUGCUUUGAAAUAUUCACAUCUGCUGAAAACAAAAAUCAAUGAAGGAAAAUGUUUUAAUUUACAAUCAUAUGUUAGUGUUAAUGUAGAUUUUGAAAAGUGUGUAAAAAUGAAUUGUUCUUAAAUAGGCUACAUGAAUAUCAAGUGCUUUGUCUUACUCAAAUAUUAUUGUUCAAAUUUAACGGGUUAGAAUUUAUGAUUCAUAUUUUCAGUAUGUCAAAUAUUUUUUCUUAUUUCCUCCAAUGUGCGACAGAGAAGCAUACGAAUGAUUUGAAGAUGUUUUUCAUUUUAGUAAGUUUAUAUUUUAAUCAAAUAUUUUCUUGUUGCUUUAUAUUUUUCCAACUGUAAUGCUAAUAAAAGUCUCCACAGAAAGUAAUGAGUCUCCACCUUCAACAUUUCACAUUUCAACCAGCUGUAAAAUUAGCAUGUUAAUUAUUGCAGAUAAAAAUUGUCAUGUAAAGUUAGAUAGCAUGCUAGCUUUAAGCUAGCUACAGCUACUAACAGGAUGUUAGCUAAAGGAGGCUA
This is a messenger RNA of Gambusia affinis (western mosquitofish), 2931 nucleotides long. Its product is annotated as tripartite motif-containing protein 16-like. The record is from RefSeq and is a predicted model, not a curated record. The coding region runs from base 138 to 1817 and encodes 559 amino acids. Gene Ontology annotation, molecular function: zinc ion binding; protein binding. The transcript has a single exon. NCBI's taxonomy places the organism in Eukaryota, Metazoa, Chordata, Actinopteri, Cyprinodontiformes, Poeciliidae.